Messenger RNA from Zea mays, 1578 nucleotides. RefSeq lists its product as uncharacterized. The coding region runs from base 188 to 1192 and encodes 334 amino acids. NCBI's taxonomy places the organism in Eukaryota, Viridiplantae, Streptophyta, Magnoliopsida, Poales, Poaceae. Gene Ontology annotation, molecular function: 1-acylglycerol-3-phosphate O-acyltransferase activity. The record is from RefSeq and is marked validated. The transcript is spliced from 6 exons. Gene Ontology annotation, biological process: phosphatidic acid biosynthetic process.
CCCACCGUCACCGACCGCCGCGCCACGAUUUUAUCCAUUCCUCACUCGUCUCUCAAACUCAAGCGAAAGCCAUCACCCCGACCCCAAUCCCACGUUCGCCACGUGCGCGCCACCUCCCCCACCGCGUCCGCGUCGCCGGCCAUACUCCAUCGCGAACGAGAUCACGGGCUGGUUUCGCGGGCCGACCAUGGGGACGCUCAUCCGGCCGGGGCCCGCCGCGUCGCCUCUCCCCAUCGCUUCCCCCUCCUCCUCAUCCGCCCACGUGGCUGUCGUUGGCGGUGGCGCGAGGAGCUUGCGGCAUCGGGUGUCGGUGUCGGUGGCGGUGUUCCGGUCCCCGAGUACGCAGGUUCUGGCGACGAGAUGGCGCCGCCGGAGAGGUAUGGUUGUGCGGUCGGAUGUCGUCGCCGGUGGCGCAGCCGCCGCGGCAGCUGGGGAUUCGACGCGGGCGCUCCCAGGUCAGCAAUUGGCUUCAAGAGUCAGAGGGGUUUGCUUCUAUUUGGUGACUGCAGUUGCAGCAAUCUUUUUGUUUGUAGCUAUGGUUGUGGUUCAUCCACUUGUGUUGCUAUUUGACCGGUACCGUAGGAGAGCACAGCACUACAUCGCAAAGAUUUGGGCUACGGUGACAAUCUCCAUGUUCUACAAUCUUGAGGUCGAAGGAAUGGAGAAUCUGCCUCCAAAUAGCUGUCCUGGUGUCUAUGUUGCUAACCAUCAGAGCUUCUUGGAUAUUUAUACCCUUCUAACUCUAGGGAGGUGCUUCAAAUUUAUAAGCAAGACCAGCAUCUUUAUGUUCCCUAUUAUAGGGUGGGCAAUGUAUCUCUUGGGUGUGAUUCCUCUGCGGCGUAUGGACAGCAGGAGCCAGUUGGAUUGUCUCAAACGGUGUGUGGACUUGGUAGGAAAAGGAGCUUCUGUAUUUUUCUUUCCGGAGGGUACUCGAAGUAGAGAUGGCAAGUUAGGUGUAUUUAAGCGUGGCGCAUUCAGUGUCGCCGCAAAGACAGGAGCUCCUGUGAUAGCUAUUACUCUUAUCGGAACUGGGAAAUUGAUGCCUUCUGGAAUGGAAGGAAUUCUCAAUUCAGGUUCGGUAAAGGUGAUUAUUCACCGACCUAUUCAAGGCAAUGAUGCAGAAACAUUAUGUUCCGAAGCAAGGAAUGUGAUAGCAGACACUCUUCUUCUGCAUGGUUAUGGAGCCCAUUAAAGCAAGUGGGGUGCUUUGGUCUGUUUUUUCUUCUGAACGAGUGCUUUGGUCUAUUCUUUAGUGGACUUUUCAGAGCACAAGACUUGAGAGUUGAGACAAAGCUCGUUGCAGAUGUAAUCCUGUAAAGGCAAGAGGGAGGAAAAUGGCGUGAAUUGGCGGUUGUAACAUGUGGUCUUCAAUUUGUUGUAAACCCUACUUAUUUUUGUUGGUUUGAUAGUACAAAGAAAUGUAAAAGGCAGAGGCCAUCUUCAUUGGAUGGAAAAUGAAGCUCACGUGAUAUUUUGCCAUUUUGGCCUAGUUUGUGAACCCUAUUUUCUCAGGAAAAAAAACUAAAUUUUCAUAGAAAAAUGGAAAUCGUGUAUGAUAAGUAUGAAAAUGAGGUUUUC